UAUUUUACAUCUCUAAAGGAAUGAUCUGUUGAUUGCAGAAAAAAUCAUCUCCACUGAGAAGUUAGGAACAAACUGUAGCGAAGAAUUAGAAUUAGAUUUCUGAUCCCCUAGCUGAAUUGUUUGAAAUCUGACUGCUUUGGAAAUUGAAGCUAUCCAGUUUGUCAACACACAAACCAACAAUUGCUUAUCACAGUGGAGCUGCUGAACAUGAGCCAUUCUGGAAAAAACACUAGUUUCACUUUUCAUUCUUACUCACGGUCCAUAAUUGUUCACAUAUCUGAAUGUACUCACUCAGUCUUCAGACUUCACUAUAUCCUUUGGGCUGGGAACAAUCUCAUCAGAGAUGAAAAUGGCAAUUAGCAGAAACUUCACAAAAAUAUGGAAAAAACAUUUUAGUCUUAUAUCGCCGUCGGUAUACUCACUUUUUUUGGUAGUGCUUGAAAAGAUGCUGGAAUCUGACUUUAAAUGCCCAGAAGAGCUGCACUUGAGACGUUCGUACAUCAUCUUACUUUUCAUUAUGCCAGCAGUGCUGUUUUUUAUAUUAGGCAUAAUUUUGCAGCCAGAGUGUCUACAUCCUUCUGUUAGAAAAAAAGAAUUCUACUACUUUUACAACAAGUGCAAAAGGCACAACAAAUGCAAAAGUGACUCUACAGAUAAGCACGAGUUUAGUAGCUGCUGGUGUGUUUUGUUAAAGGCUUCUUUUCCUGCUGUCUUGUGGAUAGUGAUCCUUCUUCUGGAUGGAAGAUAUACUGACUGCUUCAGUGAGAACAUCACAGAGUAUCAGAUUUUCCAGCUCUUGGGACUCGUUAUCAUAUUCGCUGCUGUCUGUAUUGGUUCAAUAUGCAAGUGCUGCUGCAAGAAGGGCUACAAAGAAAAGGUAGCAGUGGAUAAAGCUGAAAUCAAUCAACUAGAGCAAAAAGCUCGUGAGUAUAUGUUAAAACAGAAGGAAGAUGCUAUCCAGCAACGUGUAAAGGAUGAAUAUGGCCCGGAAAUAAUUUUAAUAUAUACUGACAAUAAAAAGUUAUCUGAUAUAAUAAAUGAAGUUUGUAAAAUUUCAGGAGAAGGCAACUCAGCUGACCAAGGAUCAAUAGGAACUGUCAGCAUUUCACCUCAAGGGACCUCCAGUCAGUCACCACAAGAGACCUCCAGUCAGUCACCUCAAGAGACCUCCAGUCCUUUACAUCAGGGAACCUCCAAUCUGUCACCUCAAGUUAUAUCAGAAAACACAAGUUAUUCAUGUGUGUGAGUUUUUCUGUAUUUUAAUAUGACACCACAGAAAGUCUGGUAACUGAUUAACAUACCAGUAAUAACACCAAACCAUGACUACAUAGCAACUGCAAUCUACUAAAUGCAUAAAAACCGAAGUGGAAAAUAAGGAAGGAGAUGCAUCCCCAGCAGUUCUGCUCCUCCAGCCUCCCCCUGCAGUUCUUGGCUUCCUCUUCCAGGCUAGGGGGGGGCUGUAGUGGGUUCCCCUCCCCCAUUCCAGGCGGGAGAGGGUGGCUCCAGGGGCUGCCCACCCUCCUCUGCCAGGCUGAUGCUCCAGGGAGGGAAAGGCGGCAGAGCUAUCUUGUCCUGUUGUUCACAAGAGGGGAGAAGGAAAUGGCAGUGGAGCCACCUUGAACUGUUGGGCUCUUUAGUUCCCUCUUCCUCCUUCCCCUCCCAUGAGAAUGGUAUCUGGAUGUCGAGGGGGUGGAGAGGGGGAGAGAGCUCUGAGCGCAAAGUGCCAGAUCCAUAGCAGCACUACACCUCUGCUGGAUGAGAUUUCCUGAGGUAUGUGUAAACAUGUGACACAGGGUUCAAAUAUGUAAGUCUUAUAACUCAGGUGUCUGAGAUCUCAGGUUCCUCAUUGCAUGAGCUUUCCAGUUCUUCACAGCAAGAGAUCUCCAACCCUUCACCUCAAGGGUUUUCCAAUUCUCCACUUCAAGAGGUUUCAAAAGUUUCAUCUCAAGGAACUACAGAUUUCUGAUUUCUAAUAGUCGUGUAAUCUCCAAGGGAAAAGCUACAACACAACCUCAUAACCUGCUUCUCUCAAUUGGAAAACAAAGAGAAAUUAAAAUUAAGGAUGAUUAAAAUUCUGUCCAUAUCUAGUUAAACAAUGGUCAUAGGGUGACCACCCAUCAUUAAAAUAUCUUCCGAUGGCCAAGUAAGUUUUUGAAAUGUAGAUAGAAGUUUGAGGUGACCACAGUGAUUUGUGUUCAGGAAGAAAAUCUGAGAGACUGCCAAUAAUCCGCUCAAGACUUCUGCAGCUGUUAAAUAGUUUAAAUACAAGGCUUACCUAGCAAAUGUAGCUCAGUUGUUUUUCACAUGCACUAGAUUUGCUUUAGCAUUUACUUUCAUAUUUUUAUGUGCAAGGCAUUUAAAAAUAAAGGCACUCUGAAACUCAA
Messenger RNA from Gopherus evgoodei (Goodes thornscrub tortoise), 2384 nucleotides. RefSeq lists its product as uncharacterized. NCBI's taxonomy places the organism in Eukaryota, Metazoa, Chordata, Testudines, Testudinidae. Bases 344 to 1246 code for a protein of 300 amino acids. Gene Ontology annotation, molecular function: monoatomic cation channel activity. The record is from RefSeq and is a predicted model, not a curated record. The transcript is spliced from 2 exons.